This is a messenger RNA of Didymella exigua CBS 183.55, 3897 nucleotides long. RefSeq lists its product as uncharacterized. Lineage: Eukaryota; Fungi; Ascomycota; Dothideomycetes; Pleosporales; Didymellaceae. The transcript has 3 exons. Bases 75 to 3752 code for a protein of 1225 amino acids. The record is from RefSeq and is a predicted model, not a curated record. Gene Ontology annotation, cellular component: nucleus. Gene Ontology annotation, molecular function: RNA binding; poly(A) RNA polymerase activity.
CUGCCAUAUUUCUUUACAAUUCCAGACACCCCUUCCUUAUCUUUGAUCUGUUAUAAUUCAGCGACUUGAGCAUUAUGGCGGGCAUUCAACAAACAUCAGCUGCGUACACCAUCCCGGUAACCUCUUACGACACAGCGCUUUGCGUACUCCCACCAGUCGAGCAGUGCGAGCACGUCAACAGCUUGCGCGAGCUCUACGAUAAGGCGUAUGGGCGAUGGCCGGCACAUGUCAACCUCAUAUAUCCAUUUGUUGCGCCUGAGCGCUUGCCAGAAGCGCAGCAGCAGAUCCAGGCCCAAUUUGAGAGGAACCCAGACAUCAACACAGCGAACAGGAUCAAAUUGGAAUCUGCAGGACUUUUACGGCAAUCACGCAAUAGUACUGCAAUUCUGCAAGAGUCUCGAGAUGCCUCCGAUAGAUCUCUGGAAUCACUUCGAUCCCUGGCUCUGCAGGCUCUUGGUCACAAGCCCGGUCGACACAACUUUCACCUGACAAUCGGCCAAACUGAGGACAACUCGAUGUCUUCUCUCGAAUUUCUCAUUUCCAAAGUGCGUCUACUUCCUCUUUUGGACUUCGAGAUCGGGUCUUUGGCUAUCUUGGUUCGUGAGCGAACAUCAACCGAGAAAUCAGCGACCCGAAUGCGCUUAUGGGGCUUGAUCGACAUGUGCUCCUCUCGUCCUAUAGUAACGGGCAUGAUGACAGAGCACUGGCUCAGCGACCCUCCUACAUGCGACAUGAACGACGAUGAAGAGGAAGACGAGGCCGAUUCGUCGGAUUCUGGCACACCUUUCAAUCGGGCGGUGCAGCCUGGAAAGACCUUCUGCUUUGAUCGAGCUUCGAUCGCGUGGAAACAAGUACAAUCUUUUCAAUCGAGUCCUAAGCGACCUGUUUCACUCACUGUAUCGAGCUACAACGUCUUGGUGGACUCAGGAUACCCACCAGCACGUGAUCGCGACCAACUCUUGAUCAAUACGCUGCUAUCUGAGGCCGCACAGGCAGAUGUUCUGGUCUUGCAGGAGAUAUCUGACGAUUUCCUGUCAUAUCUGCUUAACAAUGCAAAGUUUCGAAGCCAGUACCCUUUCACCUCGCAUGGGCCACCAAGCCAACUGGACAUUGGACCCUUGCCCAGCAUGCGAAAUGUUGUCGUUAUCAGCAAAUGGCCGUUUAGAUGGGAGCUGGUACCUUUCCACCGCAAGCACAAAGGUGCUGUGGUUGCAGCCUUCGAAUCCAUCACUCUUGGUGAAUCAUUUGCUGUGGCCGGCGUCCAUCUGACGUGCGGCCUGACAGAUGGAUCAGUCGCUGCAAAGAAAAUACAAGUGCACAAUCUCUUGAACCGCCUCACUCGCCAAUAUAACAACAUUCCGUGGAUCAUUACUGGAGACUUCAAUCUUGCCACUUCAACACACACAAUUUACAGUGCUCUUCAAAGCAAAUCCAUCACCGCACAGACCGGUCACACGAUUGCUGCCAUCGAAGAACGACUAGCCGGUCAUGGAAUUUUGGAUGCUUGGGCUACCAUGCGAGGCGAUUACGAGCUGGAGAGACGUGGACUCGACGAUGACGAGCUAUUCGACGGCGAGGAAGGUGCCACCUUCGAUCCAAGGAACAACGUUCUAGCAGCUGCAACAUCUGGCACCUCACAGAGUAGGCCGCAACGAUACGAUCGUGUUCUCGUUCGAACACUAGAUACAUUUCGUGUCACUGCAUUCAACAUGUUCGGCUUGCCUGUAGAGGUUGCUGGCGCAAGUGCAGUCCCGAGCGAUCAUUAUGGAGUCAGAGCGUCACUGCAGCUUUUGAAAGUCGCUGAAGGCCUGACUCCAGAUCAUCGGGAGAUGCUCACAGCGCUCAGAGUGGAGGUCCAGCGCACCCACAAUCUAUUUUCCCAAGAAAUGGAGUCAACGCUGCGCGACCAUCGCAUACUCCUGACAGAUAGGGAGAACGCGGAACGUGAGGCAGCGUUCAGUCUGCUAAAGGAAAUUCUACUUGCAAACUCAAAGAUUGGUGGUGCAGUGACAGCUGAUAUCCCUUUGGUGAUGGUAACUGUUGGCUCUUUUGCGAUGAAGACAGAUACACCUUCUUCCGACAUCGACUGCCUCUGCAUCGGGUCUAUUAGCUCGAAGACCUUCUUCAAGCUUGCACGCCAACGAUUGCAGAAGGCUGAGAGCCAAGGUGUUCGCAUACUCCGUAAGGUCGAAGCAGGUACAGGGACCAUGCUCGAACUGUCGGUCAACGGUGUUCCCAUGGACUUGCAGUAUUGCCCUGCAGCUCGCGUGGUCGAGAGUUGGCCCGAUUUCGAGAACUUGCCAGCAUCAGAUCCAUUCUUUAAUCUCUCGAUCCUGUCACUGCGGAAGCUGAAGCCUUAUCGCGAUUUGAUCUACAUCAAGCGUACCAUACCUGAUCUGACCACCUUCAGACUGGCCUACCGAGUUAUCAAACUCUGGGCAAUGCAGUGUGGCGUCUACUCAUCCAAAUUCGGGUUCCUUGGAGGCGUGCACAUCACACUAAUGCUAUCCUGGGUCUACAAGCGCAUCACAUACGACGACCCUGUUAAUGAGGUUCAUACAAUCAGCGCGGACGACUUGGUAGUGACAUUCUUCCAUCAUUACGCAAGUUUGGACUGGGAAAGUGACAUGGUUUACGAUGCCUUCUUCCAUAAGCAGAAGCCUCGCUAUCACCGGACUGCGCGAGAGCCGAUGGUAGUAUUGGGCUUUCAUUCUCCAAAUUCGAACGUAGCACAUACAUCGACAUUGCCGGGCCUCUUGGUCCUGGUGAAAGAGUUCAAGGCUGCCAGUGCACGACUAUUGGACGCGUCAAUGACCUGGGGAGCGUUCUUAGGCCCGUCGGGCAGUCACAGCCUCACUGGUCUGGGACUCGGCGAGUCGCAGUUCUUGCGAACGUACAAGAGCUACGUCAGUAUCGACAUUCAUUUCUGGGGCCGCACGCUAGCGAAGGGCAAGAGCUUGGUUGGCUGGGUAGAGUCGCGUUGCAUCUCACUUGUUGUUGAUGUUCACAGGAUCCUUCCAGAUGUUGAAGUGCGCCUAUGGCCGGCACGCUUCACAGACAACAAGCCUGAUGAGCUCAAGGAGAGCAAGGACUACCAUGGCUGCUACCUUAUCGGCCUUCAGAGAGCUGCAACUGUGCCAUUGGCGCCCAGAAGCUACGGCGAGCGACAGGCGGUGAAACACUCCCUAGAGAAGGUCGUUGAUAGAUUUCUUACUUCGCUCAGAACAGACGAGAAGAAUUACGAUGCAACUUCCUCUUGGGUCAAUGCUUCGUUGAUCACACAGCACGAUAUUCAAGCCCAGGAGCUCCAGCUAGACGACCGCGAAUGGGGCGAUUAUGCCAUGGAGAUCGAAUCCGAUUCAGACCUCGAAGAAGAGCUGGACGAUAUCGAACACGAGAAUACUGAACUACCUAAGCUUUCGAUCCGCUCCAAGCCUGUCUCAACAUCAACACCCGUGUCAACGGCGAAGCUGCGCCCAGCAUCUGAUGUUCUCAAUCGCCUACGCUGGGACCCAAACCUCGAUCCGGCAGACUACAUCAUUGGCUACGAGGACCGUUUCCUUGGCGCGAAGGAGACAAACCUUGAGAAAUGGAAAACGGAGCAAACCGACGAGGAAUUCAUCCCUCAACACCGUAUCCUGUACUUCCGCAAGAAGUUUAACAAUGAGAGUGACGGGAAAGGAGGACUGGUCUGGGAGCGUGCAACGAGAACUGACAAGAUCUUUGGCAGUGGAGCUGGUGCCGUAGUGUAGAAGUUGGCUAGCCCAGUGCAUGACUGCUAUAUAUACAUACUGUCUCUGGAGGUGAUGGCCAAAAGUGUCGCUGGGGAUGGCGUCAGUGUAGUGAAUUUAGCCUAAUUAGAAUCUACAAUAUAAAGGCAUGCCCGUGAGGCACUGA